GUCAACUUGGUGGAACGCUCCCGAUGGCUGGACAAUACACAGGCUUACGCAGCCGUGUUGCGGUCGAACGCACGCCGGCGGCAGUGGGAGGAUGCUGUCAGGUUAUACCUGGCUAUGCCGCAACGUCAGGUGUUACCAGAUGAGAUUGCUCUCAACGCGGUGCUGUUCGCUUGCGAAGAGGUUGGUGCAUGGUCAUGGGCGGUUUGGCUACUUCAGAAUUCUCAGCCAAUUGUGAUUCCAGAUGUUGCUUGUUUCCGCAAAGCGUUGAGCAGCUGUCGGAAAGCACAUCAGUGGCGCUGGGCAUGCCAGCUUCUAGCUAAUCUUGCAGGCUUGGGUUUCGCUGUCGAUGCGGCCACGAUGCGCGAGGCAAUAGCUGCGUGCCAAGGGCCGGAUGCCGCCGCUGCUAGGAGCACGCUUGGGAGACAGCACAAGGCGCAGGAGCUGGCAUUUGGUGCUUCCACACCGAUGCUGAAGCCCAAAAGCAAAGUCCUGCAAGCGCAAGCCCCAGCCGAUCUGGAGGAGGACCGCGGGUUGCCAGCUAGGGAAUGGAGACAGCAAGCCUUCGACAAGCUGCUGAGCUCCAGAGUUGAAGGUGAUGAGGCCCUUGGGAUCAUCUCCAGGCUCCGCUUCAACUACGGUUUCGACCUGACAUGCAAAGAGUACAGCAUUCUGACUUCGUUUUUGGGAUCCAGAAGCCUGUGGAAGGCGGCACUCUUUUUCUUUGCGGACAUGAAGGAGAGUCAGGUCUCGCCCGACAGCGUGGCUUACACUGCGGCCAUCAGCGCGUGCAGGAGGGUGAAGCGCUGGCAACAUUCUCUCGAGCUUCUGGAAGACAUGAAGGGGAGCCAGGUUCUUCCUACACUCUCAAGUUUGAACGCUGUGAUAUCUGCAUGUGGACAAUCUGAGCAGUGGCAACAUGCUCUGAUGACAUUCAAAACGAUGAAAGAUUAUGCCGUGAGUCCUGACCAGUGGUCGUUGAAUGGUGCUCUGGAAGCAGCUGCCUAUGGUGAGCAGUGGGCUCUCGCGAUACAAUUGCUCGCAUUGCUGCACCCACUUCGACUGGAAGCCCAGGCCUUCAGCUACAACGGAGCUUUGCGGGCAUGUGAAGCUUGUGGACGCUGGCGAGAAUGCUUGCAGCUUCUGCAGGAUGUUCGGCAGUCAUCUUCUUCACCAUCUCUCACCCAGUACCAUCUCGCCAUCGCGAGUGCUGGCAUGCAGGGCCACUGGAGCCUCGCCCUGGCGUUGUUGCACGAGGCAGAGGCGACUGGCAUGUUGCUUCACAUCCAGACUCUGGAGGUCACCCUCAAUGCAUGUUUGAAGACGAGGCAGCCGCUGGUGGCAUGGGAUCUGCUUGCGGCGAUUUUGCAGAGAGGUUCGCGGGAGCUGAAUCUGGAUGCUGCAGAUCUGGCGACAUCACUUUGUCAUUGUGACUGGCAGGAUGCGAUCAUGUACCUGGAGCCUGUCCGCACCAAGCGAUGGGUUGUGGAGUCCCUGCUACCCGCGUUGUCGGAGAGUCGGGC
Symbiodinium sp. CCMP2456 is the source of this 1520-nucleotide messenger RNA. Lineage: Eukaryota; Dinophyceae; Suessiales; Symbiodiniaceae. The record is from the annotation of a GenBank genome assembly.